Nicotiana attenuata is the source of this 765-nucleotide messenger RNA. Its product is annotated as serine/threonine-protein phosphatase 7 long form homolog. The coding region runs from base 1 to 765 and encodes 254 amino acids. Lineage: Eukaryota; Viridiplantae; Streptophyta; Magnoliopsida; Solanales; Solanaceae. The transcript is spliced from 2 exons. The record is from RefSeq and is a predicted model, not a curated record.
AUGGACUUGCCGUAUGCGCAUCCUGGACCAGCCGAGGAUCAACUAUUAGUGCUGCAGGGCGACCAUAGGUCCUCAUUUGUAUGGGAGGGACAGCUAUCGGAUCAACCUCUCUGCCCCAGGAGACCUGACGACUUGUGGGAGUUCUUGAGGCAGCAUCAAUUCCAUGCCCGCGUAGUCGCGCGCCUACAGGCUACGGGCUUCUUUACGAUUUUGCAGAUUGGGCGGAUACAGCUUGAUUGGUCUCUCAUCACCGCAUUGGUUUUGUAUGGGCUGCGCGUAGAUGGACGGGCCGUUGCACUGCCCCAGUACAUGAGAUCCAUGAUGCGUGCCCAGUAUUUGGAUUUGAUGGGGCAGUAUACUGGUUACAGACCUCAGGGUGACGCUAUACAGAGAUGGCGCAGUCACGUUUCUUUGUCAGCUAUCAGAGACCAUAUGGCGUUUUUGCACUCAGACAUUACCGGCGAGACACAGGAUCUCCAUAUUGAGCGGUACACGAGGUUGGCGCUGCUCCUGCUUUUUGGGGGUGUCUUGUUCCCGAACACUUCCGGAAGUAAAGUGAGUAUGCGCUUUCUGCAUCAUCUGCAGCAGCUAGAUGAGUUACCCCUGUACAGCUGGGGUGCUGCUGUUCUAGCAUACCUGUACCAGAGUAUGUGCCGGGCGAGCAUGCUUUGCCAAGUGGAUAUAUGUGGUUUUCUGCCCCUUCUACAGGUCACAACAUUUUCGAAUACUCUGUUCAUUACUCUGAAUUCUAUAUGGUCGAAAUGA